AUGUAUUUCUUGGUUACUUUAAUCAUCUUCGCCUUUGUCUUCUCUCCAUCGAGAGCAUUACAUUGUCAACAAGAAAUAAACUAUUGCACUUUUGAACCACCAAAAGGGGGACCCGCAGAUCAAGUUUCUGGCAAAGUUGAAUUUAAUCAACUCACUGACUGUAGUGUGAGAGUCGCUGGCCAGUUCCUUUCAACACUCAAAUAUCCUUUGAAUCCGUCUUACUACAAUUUCUUUGUAAUCGAAAGCCUUGCCGCUAGAAAUACCCCCAUUUACAAUUUUGAUUUCUGUCUCGGCAAACAAAUUGAUAUUCCUUUCGCAUGUAAUAUACCCGCUGGAAACAUCUCAUAUUCAUAUCUCGCAGGUAACCUUUGUGCAUUGAUGAGGAGAGAUUUCAACAACAGUAUUGUUAAUGGUACUGCACCAAUUAAACAG
Molecule: messenger RNA, 432 nt
Organism: Ambispora leptoticha
Lineage: Eukaryota; Fungi; Glomeromycota; Glomeromycetes; Archaeosporales; Ambisporaceae
Source: the annotation of a GenBank genome assembly